AUGCACGCCGUGGUGCAUCACGGCGACCAGUUCUUGGAGGUUCCAGACGCAUCCGUUACACUGAGAGAUAUUUGUGACUCAUUUGGACUGACUGGCGACCUCGCAGGCGUCUGCAUCAAGCAUCGUGGGACCGGGCGUGUCGUGGCGACGCUGCCAUUUGAGAGCCUCCCCGCUGUUAACGACGCACAAGGCGAAGAAGACAACGUAUACGACCUCUGCAUCCCCACCGACGAUGGCAUUGGGGGCUCAACCCCUACGACGGAUGACAUGACGGCUGUCUUGAGACAUCUAGUGCAGCUGGGGGCUGCAUCUCUUCUGUCAACCGAAUCAGAAUUGCAUCGUUCACUUGAUCCGUACGAUCCUCAUAUGUCGCCGGGGUUGUUGAUACGAACGAUAUAUCCACCUUCGCUCUACUCGCCGUACCGACACCGCGGGGAUCCACUCAGUAUGCAAGGAAAAUUUGCUGCUGCGUUCAUUACGGGGCAGAUAGCGGGACCGCCGUAUACUAGUGCCGUGGAGCCGUACACUGUGGAAGAGGCGACCGAGGCGACGCUGCAGUCACGGCCUGAUCUCGUCCCGCAGAGCGAGGAGGAGGUGCACGAUAUUCUGCAAGGGUUAGUAGCAGCGGCUACACAAGUAAAGGCUCGGAUGACAAUGGCAGAUGCAGAGGAGAAACGGCAUGCACCAUUGGAUGUAAAGCCGAAUGUGACGCUUCUGCAAACACAUGGGAUGAAUUCCUGA
This is a messenger RNA of Trypanosoma rangeli, 741 nucleotides long. RefSeq lists its product as uncharacterized. NCBI's taxonomy places the organism in Eukaryota, Euglenozoa, Kinetoplastea, Trypanosomatida, Trypanosomatidae. The record is from RefSeq and is a predicted model, not a curated record. The transcript has a single exon. The coding region runs from base 1 to 741 and encodes 246 amino acids.